AUGGAGAAGCCCUGUGAAUCUAACGGGCACGUCGGCAAGUACCCUGAGUACUCGGUCUGCGAAGUGGAGGACGCAGGGGAAGCGGCCAAGCCUGCCCGGGGGCAGAGAUGUACCCGGUUCCUGAAGAAGAACGCCAUAGUGAUCCUCACUGUGUCCGGGGUGGUGCUUGGGGUUGGUUUGGGGACAGCAGUAAGAAGCAUGAACCUGACCAAGGCACAGAUGACUUACUUCGCCUUCCCGGGAGAGAUGCUGCUCAGGAUGCUGAGGAUGAUCAUCCUGCCGCUGGUUGUGUGCAGCCUGAUCUCAGGGGCUGCCAGUCUGGACACCCGGUCGCUGGGCAAGCUAGGCGGGAUUGCAGUGGGCUACUUCUUGGUGACUACCCUGAUGGCAUCAGGUUUGGCCAUAGCCCUUGGCUUCAUCAUUAAACCGGGUGCUGGGGCAGGUGCACUAAACUCCAACGCGCUGGGCAUUGAGGGCACGGUGACUACCAACAAGGAGACAAUCGACUCGUUCCUAGACCUGGCCAGAAACUUGAUGCCUUCCAACCUUGUAGCUGCAGCGUUUCGAUCGUAUGCCACUGACUAUGUAACCUACACCAGGAACACUACCGAUGGCAAUGUCACAAUUGAAAAGGUGCCUGUGGGUGCGGAAGUCGAUGGGAUGAAUAUUUUAGGACUGGUCCUCUUUGCACUUGUGCUGGGAGUGGCGUUAAAAAAGUUGGGGCCAGAAGGUGAAGAACUUAUAAGAUUUUUUAACGCCUUUAACGAAGCCACCAUGGUUCUCGUGUCCUGGAUUAUGUGGUAUGUUCCUGUUGGAAUUAUGUUUCUCGUUGGAAGCAAGUUUGUUGAAAUGGGGAACAUUGUGCUUUUGGUGACCAGCCUGGGGAAAUAUAUAAUGGCCUCCAUCCUGGGUCACAUCAUUCAUGGAGGAAUAGUGCUUCCGCUGAUAUAUUUUGCGUUUACACGUAAAAACCCAUUCAGGUUCCUGUUGGGGCUGAUUACACCCUUUGCAACAGCCUUUGCAACAUGCUCAAGUUCUGCUACCCUCCCGACCAUGAUUAAAUGUAUUGAAGAAAACAAUGGUGUCGAUAAAAGGAUUAGCAGAUUUAUCCUUCCCAUCGGGGCCACUGUGAACAUGGACGGAGCUGCCAUCUUCCAGUGCAUGGCUGCGGUUUUCAUUGCUCAGAUGAACAAUUAUGAACUUAAUGCCGGACAAAUCUUCACUAUUCUCGUCACUGCCACAGCAUCCAGCGUAGGAGCAGCUGGCAUCCCUGCAGGAGGCGUUCUCACCAUAGCAAUUAUCCUGGAGGCUAUCGGACUCCCCACAAAUGACCUGUCGCUGAUACUGGCUGUGGACUGGAUUGUGGACCGCACUACCACAGUUGUAAAUGUUGAAGGAGAUGCUCUCGGUGCGGGAAUUCUUCAUUAUCUGAACCAAAAAGAAAUCGCGAAGAACCAGCAGGAACUCAAGGAUGUUUAUGUAGAGGCUGUGCCAAACCUCAAGUCGGAAGCAGAGACAUCUCCUCUAGUAAUGCAUAGGGACCAGUCUUUAAAUCCUCCUGAUAUUAGUGUUCCAGAAUCAAAGGAAUCUGUCCUGUGAUUGGCUACAUAAGAC
This is a messenger RNA of Spea bombifrons (plains spadefoot toad), 1614 nucleotides long. RefSeq names its product solute carrier family 1 member 4 (gene SLC1A4). NCBI's taxonomy places the organism in Eukaryota, Metazoa, Chordata, Amphibia, Anura, Pelobatidae. Bases 1 to 1599 code for a protein of 532 amino acids. Gene Ontology annotation, molecular function: L-threonine transmembrane transporter activity; L-aspartate transmembrane transporter activity; L-serine transmembrane transporter activity. The transcript is spliced from 8 exons. The record is from RefSeq and is a predicted model, not a curated record. Gene Ontology annotation, biological process: L-serine transport; L-glutamate transmembrane transport. Gene Ontology annotation, cellular component: plasma membrane.